Caenorhabditis angaria is the source of this 3398-nucleotide messenger RNA. Lineage: Eukaryota; Metazoa; Nematoda; Chromadorea; Rhabditida; Rhabditidae. The record is from the annotation of a GenBank genome assembly.
AUGAUCUUUGUGAUUUCGAUUGCAAUCAUUGCAAUUUAUUUUUCCCACCACUUUUAUUGGAAGCGUCGAAAUCUCCCGCCAGGUCCCACGCCUUGGCCACUAGUGGGAAACUUCCUGCAAGUUUUCAACCCUCCGCCAGGCUAUGUGGCUUUCAAAAAUUGGACCAGAAAAUACGGAGAUGUUUAUACUUUUUGGGUUGGAUCGACACCGUAUAUUUGCAUAAAUUCGUAUGAGAAAAUCAAGGAGACUUUUGGAAAAGAUGGUGAAACGUAUGCUGCAAAAAAGUUACAAGAAUUUCAAGAAGAUUUUCGUGGCGGAAAGAACUUGGGGAUUAUUGAGGCGAAUGGUGAAAUGUGGAGAAUUCAUCGACGAUUUGCGUUGAUGAAUUUGCGAGAUUUUGGGUUGGGCAAAGAUUUGAUGCAGGAACGAAUUCUUAUUGAAGUUGAAGAUAUUUUCGAUAACUUCGAUAAUUGCUUGGAAGAAGUUGACAUAACUUUUGCAUUUUAUAAAGCGGUGGCUAAUGUUACGAAUCAGCUUCUUUUCGGUUAUCGAUUUGAAGGGGAACGAAAUGCCGAUUUCGAAAAGCACAAGAAAAUUAUGGAUUUUCAAAAUGAGUCCUUCAAAAAUCCUCUAGUCUUUAUGCAAUUCUUCGUGCCCGUUAUUGGAAAUUUUUUGCCGAAUCAUAAUGUAAAGAAAAUGUAAGUUUUCUUCUCACCAAAAGAAUUGCUUUAUAAAAGUUUAAAAUUUUAAGAUUUGGCUCACUGAAAAACGAGUUUCACUCAUAUUACAAUGAGCAAAUUGAGAGACAUCGAAAAGAAAUCGACUUUGAUUCUGAAGAAAAUAGCGAUUAUUGUGAGGCCUAUUUGAAAGAGCAAAAGAAACGAGAAGCUUUAGGAGAUUUCGAAAGUUUUUCAAAUUUACAACUUACGAAUUCUUGUAUGGAUUUAUUGUUUGCUGGAUUGGUGACAACCGAGACUACGAUUUCCUGGGCGCUAGCCUAUCUUUUGCAUAAUCCAGAAGUUGAAGAGAACAUUCAUGAGGAAUUAGAUCGAGUUAUUGGUGGUGAGAAAUUGAUAACAACUGCUGAUAAGAAUGAUUUACCAUACAUGAAUGCUUUUAUAACCGAAACUCAAAGAUGCGCUAAUAUUUUCCCAAUGAACACAUUUCAUGAAACUACCCGGGAUACUGUAAUUGAUGGUUGGCAUGUGAAAGCUGGAACUGGAGUAAUUGCUCAGAUUAGUAUGGUGAUGCUAGAUGAGAAAAUUUUUCCUGAUCCAGAGAAAUUCGAUCCAAUGCGACAUAUCGAUGACAAUGGGAAGUUCAAGAAAAUCGAUGAGAUGAUUCAAUUUUCAAUUGGCAAACGACAGUGUUUAGGAGAAGGAUUGGCUAGAAUGGAAUUAUUAUUAUUCAUCUCGAACUUCUUGAAUCGCUAUAAGAUAAAAGUAGAGACUCUUCCGUCUAUUGAUAAAUCCGAAGAUGCGCAUGUUUUAUCAAGAAAAAUUGAGGGGGUUUUAGAGAAACGUAGGAAAAGAAAAAAUGUGCAGUUUUUUUAAUGAAAUAUUUUUUUCGGUCUGAAAAUGUGAAAAAUUAUUGAUUCUGAAGUUACCUCAGUUUUAGGUCGAUCGCUAAUUCAAUGGCUUCUAGAAUAACCCAAAUUUUUCCAAAAACAUGAACAAACUAUAGUUAUUUUCCCCUCUCGUGGUCAUUUUUCUCUGCGUCUCUUCUUGUCACAAAGCACAGUCACAAAAGAAAAGAAAUGUUAUAUAAAUAGAGGGUUAGCCUCUACAUUCUGACUGAUUCUCACAUCAAAAAUGAUUCUUGUGAUUCUUCUCACAAUUAGCUUUGCCUACUUUUUCCAUCAUUUCUAUUGGAAGCGUCGAAAUCUUCCGCCGGGUCCAACACCUUGGCCAUUAGUGGGAAACUCCCUUUCAAUGUUCUAUCCGCCGCCAGGAUAUGUGGCUUUUAAUCGAUGGACCAAAAAAUACGGUGAUAUUUACACUUUUUGGAUGGCUGGAACACCGUAUAUUUUCAUAAAUACUUAUGAGAAAUUGAGAGAGACAUUUGUCAAGGAUGGCGAUAUUUAUGUAGCGAAAAAACCGCAACAAUUUCAAGAUGAAUUUCGUGGCGGAAGUUUUGGUGUGAUUGAAUCGAAUGGUGAAAUGUGGAGAACUCAUCGAAGAUUUGCGCUGAUGAAUUUGCGAGAUUUCGGGUUGGGUAAAGAUUUGAUGCAGGAGAAGAUCUUGAUUGAGGUCGAAGACAUCUUCAAGACUUUUGAUGCUAGAGUUGGAAGCGGCGAAGAAGUUGAUAUUCCUUUGAGAUUUUAUUUUGGUGUGGGAAAUGUUAUCAAUCAAGCAACACUUGGUUAUCGCUUCGAGGGGGUUAGUUUUGAAUUUCCGUUUGUGAAAAUUUGCAAAAUCCAACAUUUUCAGGAAAAUAACAAAGAAUUCUUGCGUCUCAAAGGUUUGAUAGAUUUUCAAAACACGGCAUUCGGCGAUCCUCUGAUUCUGAUUCAAUUUUUCGUGCCAGCUCUUGGAAAAGUUUUACCAAAUAAAAGUAUACAACGAUUGUAAGUUUCAACAACUCCAAAAGCUCACCAUAAGAAUCACGUUUUCAGAUUGGAGAUAUUCAAGACUGACUUCUACCAAUUUUUCAACGAGCAAAUCGAGAAACAUCGGAAAACUAUUGAUUUUGAUUCAGAAGAAAAUGGGGAUUAUUGUGAGGCAUAUUUAAAAGAACAAAGGAAAAGAGAAGCUGAAGGAGAUUUCGAAAGUUUUUCGAAUAAACAACUUUCAAAUGUGAUUUUGGAUAUCUGGUUUGCUGGGCUAGUCACAACAACAACUACAAUCUCUUGGGCACUUGGAUAUAUUCUACAUAAUCCUGAAGUUGAGAGGCGAAUCAAUGAAGAGCUUGAUAGAGUAAUUGGAAGUGAGAGACUUAUCACAACUGCGGAUAAAAAUGAUCUUCCAUAUAUGCAUGCUUUUAUUACCGAAACUCAACGAUGCGCAAAUAUUAUUCCGAUUAACACAUUCCACGAGACAACUAGAGAUACGGUAAUCAAUGGUUGGCCUGUAAAAGCUGGAACUGGAGUGAUUGCUCAGAUUAGUACAGUUAUGAUGGAUGAAAAAGUUUUUCCUGAUCCUGAGAAUUUCGAUCCAACAAGACACAUUGAUAAAGAAACUGGGAAGUUCAAGAAAAUCGAUGAGAUGAUUCAAUUUUCAAUUGGCAAACGACAAUGUCUUGGAGAAGGAUUGGCUAGGAUGGAAUUAUUUUUAUUCAUCUCGAACUUCCUGAAUCGCUAUAAAAUGAACGUGAAAAAGCUUCCAGAAAUGGAUAAAACUAAAGAAGCUGCUGUUGGGCCUCGAGCAUUCAAGGGGUUUUUAAAGAGAAGACAAAAUUAA